GGCUCAGAGGCUGGUGGAGGGGACCCUACGAGCUCCCAGCAUGGACAGCAAGGCCUGGGGGGCUGGCACCCUCUGCUUGCUGAGCCCAUUUCCAGUCGUGCUGGGCCAUGUGCACCCCGAGUGUGACCUCAUUGCCCAGCUGAGAGAGGAUGAGAGUGCGUGUCUGCAGGCAGCAGAGGGGGAGUCCAACGCCACCUGGGGCUGCCCCGUGACCUGGGACGGGCUGCUGUGCUGGCCCAAGGCGGGCUCUGGCGAGUGGGUGACCCUGCCCUGCCCGGCCUUCUUCUCUCACUUCAGCUCAGAGCCAGGCGCCGUGCAGCGCGAUUGCACCAUCACCGGCUGGUCCGAGCCCUUCCCGCCAUACCCGGUGGCCUGCCCCGUGCCCCUCGAGCUGCCCACAGAGGAGGAAUCGUACUUCUCCACGGUGAAGGUCAUCUACACCCUGGGCCACAGCGUCUCCACCGCGGCCCUCCUGCUGGCCAUCGCCAUCCUGGUGGCCCUCAGGAGGCUCCGCUGCCCGCGGAACUACAUCCACACCCAGCUGUUCGCCACCUUCAUCCUCAAGGCGGGCGCCGUGUUCCUGAGGGACGCCGCCCUCUUCCAUGGCGAGGACACGGACCACUGCAGUGUCUCCACCGCUCUGUGCAAGGCCUCGGUGGCCGGCUCCCACUUCGCCACCAUGACCAACUUCAGCUGGCUGUCGGCGGAAGCCGUCUACCUGACCUGCCUCCUGGCCUCCACAUCGCCCAGCACCAAGAGGGCCUUCUGGCGGCUGGUGCUCGCCGGCUGGGGGCUGCCCCUGCUCUUCACUGGCACGUGGGUGGGCUGCAAGCUGGCCUUCGAGGACACUGCGUGCUGGGACCUGAACGACAGCUCCCCUUACUGGUGGAUCAUCAAAGGGCCCAUCGUCCUCUCUGUUGGGAUGAACUUUGGGCUUUUCCUCAAUAUUAUUCGCAUCCUGCUGAGGAAGCUGGAGCCAGCUCAGGGCAGCCUCCACGCCCCGUCUCAGUACUGGCGUCUCUCUAAGUCCACCCUUCUCCUCAUCCCACUGUUUGGAAUUCACUACAUCAUCUUCAACUUCCUGCCGGACAGCGCUGGCCUGGGCCUCCGCCUCCCGCUGGAGCUGGGGCUGGGCUCCUUUCAGGGCUUCAUUGUGGCCGUCCUGUAUUGCUUCCUCAACCAAGAGGUGAGGACCGAGCUCUCACGACGAUGGCACGGCCACAACCCCGAGCUCCUGCCAGCCCGGAGGACCCAUGCCCAGUGGACAGUGGCUUUCCGCCCGAGGACCAAGGCGGUGACAUCUGUGUGCUAGGCUGGCCCACGUCACGUGCUUGCAGGCUGCACCUGACCUUGGGCAGCUACUGCGGGUCCAGCACGUCCCGAAGGAGUGGGACCUCCUGGGAGCCCCAAGUUCACAGCCCCACCCCCGCUGCUGCCCAGCCCUGGCUCUUUCCCCCGGGUCCCUGUGUGUCUGACUCUGGUGCCCCGGGUUCCUCUGUCUCUGUUCUUCUCAUGGGCCUCCUCCCAGCGCCCGAGCUGUCCGUCGAGGCCGGAGGAGCCAAUAAACGUGUGAU
This is a messenger RNA of Pipistrellus kuhlii (Kuhl's pipistrelle), 1574 nucleotides long. It is a transcript of the gene GHRHR, whose product is annotated as growth hormone releasing hormone receptor. Lineage: Eukaryota; Metazoa; Chordata; Mammalia; Chiroptera; Vespertilionidae. The record is from RefSeq and is a predicted model, not a curated record. Gene Ontology annotation, cellular component: plasma membrane. Gene Ontology annotation, biological process: adenylate cyclase-activating G protein-coupled receptor signaling pathway; positive regulation of cell population proliferation; cell surface receptor signaling pathway. Gene Ontology annotation, molecular function: growth hormone-releasing hormone receptor activity; G protein-coupled peptide receptor activity; peptide hormone binding. The transcript is spliced from 13 exons. The coding region runs from base 41 to 1312 and encodes 423 amino acids.